Messenger RNA from Rubroshorea leprosula, 794 nucleotides. The record is from the annotation of a GenBank genome assembly. Lineage: Eukaryota; Viridiplantae; Streptophyta; Magnoliopsida; Malvales; Dipterocarpaceae.
GGCUAGGUUCUAUAUUUUUAAUUCCAUCUAGCUCAAAACACUGGCCAAGAAGACACAUCUAUGUGUAAUUACUUUCUAGCAAAGCCUGGUUCUUCAUUCACACUUAAAAUCUCACAUUACUUUUGCAGGCUGUGUGAAAUUUGUGGUGAGCAUGCCAAAAAUGUUACUGGUGUCGGAGAUAGCAGAUUUAUGGAAGAAUGGAAUGAACAAAGAUACACCCUUGGUGUUAGUAACUCACCAGAUAGAGGUGGGGGGUGUUGGCGAGGACAGCCAUUCUGUAACUUCCUGAUGGCUUGUCUGGUAAUAGCAUUUGUACUGCCAUGGUUCUUUCGUGUAAGUAUGUUCUAGUAGCGUGUGAAUCAGCCUUAACGUUUCUUCCGUGCAUCACCAUUUCAUGCCUGUUUCACACAGCUGGUGCAACAAUAGCAUUUGUGUACAUUUGAUGCAGUCAAUGAAGCUACUUAGAAGGCUGUUAUGUGGGGAAAAUGUCUGUUUAGACAUACUUUGAGUCAUCCUUCUUCAGCCUAAAGAGUAGACUUGAGGCUGCAGCUCUCAUAAGUUGCCAUCUCGAACAACUUCUAUUACUUUGUUGCAAUAGUUGUUACUGGUUUGAAUUAUUAUUUGGUUGCUCACCUUGUCAGCAUAUAUAGAGAUUAGAGGUUAGACCAGGAUUGAUCAGGCUACAUCAUGUUUUCACCUGUAUUGGAUCUAAAGUUGUCUCAGAACAUUUGGGAAUUCCCUUGCAGAUUCUGCCAAUACAUACUUUUACAUAACAAUAAAGAAAUCUUGGCACA